This is a messenger RNA of Pochonia chlamydosporia 170, 804 nucleotides long. RefSeq names its product transmembrane protein. The record is from RefSeq and is a predicted model, not a curated record. The transcript has 2 exons. The coding region runs from base 1 to 804 and encodes 267 amino acids. NCBI's taxonomy places the organism in Eukaryota, Fungi, Ascomycota, Sordariomycetes, Hypocreales, Clavicipitaceae.
AUGCCUCACCUAGACACCUACGAUGUCAUCUCCGUCGUCGGCAUCCCCAUCUACGUCGUCUUCCUCGCCUGCGCCAUCUUCCUCUCCAUAAAGCACGGCUUCACCAAGUCCUCCGGAUGGCGGUACCUCAUCGUCCUCGCCCUCGCCCGCAUCAUCGGCUUCUCCUUCCGCCUCGCCAUCAUGAACGACCCCACAAACACAUCCCUCUGGAUCGGCUGGAUGACCGUCAACAGCCUCGGUCUCGGGCCCCUCAUCCUCGUCCUCCUCGGCCUGCUAAGCCGCGUCUUUGAAUCCAUCAAACGCCAGGGCCACAUCCUCCUGACUCCCACGCACCAGCGCCUCAUCCAGCUGCUCGUCGUGGUGGCCAUCAUCGUCACCGUCGUCGGCGGCACCCAGUCGUCUUUCCAUAUUGAAAACGGCUCCGUAAAGGUCGACUACGCCACCGCGAGUGAAGUCGGUGUCGGCCUCAUGAUUGCCGUCAUGGUGCUGCUCUGCAUCGAGGCCUUCAUCGCCUUCCGGAACCAGGGAUACGUUGCGCAGGGCGAGCACCGCAUCUUGCUGGGUGUUAUUGCCUCGCUGCCCUUUGUGGUUGUGCGUGUCGUGUACUCGUGCUUGAGUGUCUUUGCGGGCAUCAAUUCUAAUGUCUGGCUUUAUCUGUGUAUGGGAGUCUUGAUGGAGAUGAUUGUUGUGUUUAUGCUGGAGGUUUUGGGAUUCACCCUUGACAAGGUGCCGGAGCAGCCUAAGAGUGAUGAUCCUGAGGCGUUGGCUCAGCGAGGCGGGCAGCAGCAGUAUUACCGACAGUAG